Lycium ferocissimum is the source of this 1926-nucleotide messenger RNA. RefSeq lists its product as uncharacterized. Lineage: Eukaryota; Viridiplantae; Streptophyta; Magnoliopsida; Solanales; Solanaceae. The record is from RefSeq and is a predicted model, not a curated record. The transcript is spliced from 2 exons. Bases 461 to 1675 code for a protein of 404 amino acids.
GUUUUAUUGUCGAGUCAAAAUACCACAUCAAUUUUGUUUUCGUUUAUCUCGGUGUUGCUGCGAAUUCGAGCAUCGCAAGCUCAGAUUUGGUAGUGUUCGAGUGUAGAUCGAAGAUUCGCACCCACUUCGCUGCACCCGAAGCAGGCAACCAUGAGUCAGCACAAUGCCUACCCAAGGUUUAGCAUGGUUUUGAGCGUCCCUCCCCAACUAAAAGCAUGGUGGAUUGAUUUGGGAGAUUACGGACAGCGGGUUGUACGUGGAGCCUUGGGGCACUUACCGUCUUUGAUGGAUAUCCAACCCUGUAGAGACAUCAUCGAGGCGGCGACUGUGUUUUGGGAUGAGAAAAGGGCCGUGUUUAGAUUUGGCAACAUUGAGAUGGCUCCGUUGUUAGAGGAAAUAGGAGGCUGUAUAGAAAAUCUUUGCUUUAUUACAUAAGCAGAAGAAAUGGCAAAACUGUGGCAUGAUUAUUCCAAAAGAACCUUUACCAAAAGAAUUUGUUGACAGCUUCGGGUUCAGAAAAGGUAAGGGCGUCGAGUGUUUACAAAGGUCUAUGAUACCAUUUGAGUAUUUGUACCGUAGGUUUGGUUAUCAACGAAGUUUUACCGAUCAUCAAGACGAGUUCUUCUCCUACGGCUCUUGGAAACAAAAACGGUGCUUCGCUUUCGCAGUGUGUUUUUUGGGAACUAUGGUGUUUCCUAAAGGAACCACAAGAGACAUUCACACCCAUCUCAUUACUGUGACUAGAGCUCUAUUUGGUGGCAUCGACGGGAAACACUACACGGUGGUCCCUAUGGUUGUGGCAGAUAUCUACCGAGCAUUAGGGCAUUGCAAGCACGGGUAUAAGCAUUUUGAAGGAUGCAACUUGCUUUUACAGGUUUGGUUGAUGGAACAUCUUCAAAAGGUCGAUGGGGGUCUAGCACUCCGAAAGCCGACGGGUGAAAAUCACAUUCUGGGGCAUGUUCCAGGCGCUAUCUUGACGGGUAGAUCAUUUGAAAAGCCAAAUUGUGUGAAAGAGUGGGUAGAACUUCUCAGCCAUUUGAACGAUGAUUCAAUUCAAUGGAUGUUCAGUUGGUUUCCAUCCGAGGGUUUGAUGUUUCGUACGAAGAUCGUGCCAUUUUUGGUUCUGAUGGGACUUCGGGGCUUGCAACCUUACGCCCCACUGAGAAUUUUAAGGCAAUCUGGAAGAAAGCAAAAUAUACCUUUAGUGGCAGACAUGGAUCAUUAUCGAACUGACUACAAGGAAGGGAAAAUUCCUUUUGCAAAAGAGGUUACCCGCAUGUGGAAAUUGAGGGAAACUAUGAAAGCAGAUUCAAUCGAGCCAAAUAGAUACCAAGCGGGAUGCGAGGAUAACUAUCUGGAGUGGCUGACCGCUAACCUGGAAGGAUCAAUCAAACCUGGCAUUAGUCUGAGGGGGCGAAUUAAGGAUGGGGAAGCAGAAGCAUGCAUCUUACUCCGGCAAUUGCGUAAGAAAAGUCUUGUCUCUGAAAUCGAGCACCAUGCGCAGCUUAAGGAAAAGGAAAGGGAGGCAGAGAAUUGGAAGCAGCAGGCACUUAGUUACGAGCAAAACAUGCGAGAAUUGGAUGCACUCCUAGCUGAGCAAGGGGACACUUGCAUCAAAGAAGGCAUCAAAACGGGAGGAAUUCUAGCUAUGUCGUACCUUGCCCAGAAUCGCUGAAAGAUCGAUCAAUCAAUCCAGGCAACCAAGAGGCUCAGGAGCAACGAAGGGCCCUCCUCAUUUUAAUUAGCUUAUGAAAGUCAAGUAGUAAUUGUAAUAACUAUUUUUGUAUUGGGGUUUAAAAUUUCUAAACAUUGUAUGUUUUGGAGGCUUUCAAUUAAUAGCACAUUGGGAUGACACAUAAUUACAUUUUUUAUCCUUCAAAUCCACGUUAGGCCCACCUCUGGCACAAAAGAGGUCCAUGCAUAAUA